Messenger RNA from Lepus europaeus (European hare), 552 nucleotides. Its product is annotated as fibroblast growth factor 14-like. The coding region runs from base 61 to 552 and encodes 163 amino acids. The record is from RefSeq and is a predicted model, not a curated record. The transcript has a single exon. Gene Ontology annotation, cellular component: cytoplasm. Gene Ontology annotation, biological process: cell differentiation; fibroblast growth factor receptor signaling pathway; positive regulation of protein phosphorylation. Gene Ontology annotation, molecular function: growth factor activity; fibroblast growth factor receptor binding. Lineage: Eukaryota; Metazoa; Chordata; Mammalia; Lagomorpha; Leporidae.
GAUCCCCAGCUCAAGGGCAUAGUGACCAGGUUAUAUUGCAGGCAAGGCUACUACUUGCAAAUGCACCCCGAUGGAGCUCUCGACGGAACCAAGGAUGACAGCACCAAUUCCACACUCUUUAACCUCAUCCCCGUGGGACUGCGCGUCGUUGCCAUCCAGGGAGUGAAGACGGGGUUGUACAUAGCCAUGAAUGGAGAAGGUUACCUCUACCCAUCAGAACUUUUUACUCCUGAAUGCAAGUUUAAAGAGUCUGUUUUUGAAAAUUAUUAUGUAAUCUACUCAUCUAUGCUGUACAGACAACAGGAAUCUGGUAGAGCCUGGUUUUUGGGAUUAAAUAAGGAAGGGCAAGUUAUGAAAGGGAACAGAGUAAAGAAAACCAAACCAGCAGCUCAUUUUCUACCCAAGCCAUUGGAAGUUGCCAUGUACCGAGAACCAUCUUUGCACGAUGUGGGGGAGACGGUCCCGAAGGCUGGGGUGACACCGAGUAAAAGCACAAGUGCGUCUGCGAUUAUGAACGGAGGCAAACCAGUCAACAAGAGCAAGACCACAUAG